Molecule: messenger RNA, 909 nt
Organism: Adineta steineri
Lineage: Eukaryota; Metazoa; Rotifera; Eurotatoria; Adinetida; Adinetidae
Source: the annotation of a GenBank genome assembly
AUGGCUGAUCAUGCAGAAUGGCUUGAUUAUUUUACACCAGUUAAUUUCUCGUCAAGUAAUGAUAUUCGUACUUGUGAUAAGUUGUCAGGUGAUGAAUUCGACGAAGAUGAAUUAUUAGCACGAGCAAAAUGGGCUUGGAAUAUUGGACAAAAUGAAAAACAGUACAGAAAUGAACAUGGUUUGAUAUAUGAAGUUUCUGUAUCAAUAUUAUUAAACCGUCAUUUUCUCGUAUAUGAAUCGGAUCAAAUACAUGAAUUAUCUAGCAAAGUACCUUUGUUAAUAUUUUUCCAUGGUUUAAAUUCAUCAGCUUGGUUUAUGGCUUUAGUUCGAACAAAAUGGAUUGAAAAAGCGAAUAUUAAUAAUUUUUUAGUUGUUUUUGGACAGAGUAAAGGUAAACAAUUUCGAAAAGGACCUAAAUAUAAUCGACAUGGUGCAGUACAAUUUGGUGAUGAUUUAUCUUGGGAAAUUCAAGAACCUAAUGAUGAUUUUAUUUAUCUUGAUUUUAUUCUUGAUUAUAUGAAAGAACGUUAUGCACAAAAAUUAGAUUUAUCUCGUAUUUACUAUACUGGUUAUUCUAAUGGUGGUCUAUUCAGUUCAAAUGUUGCUAUUCAUUAUGGUGGACAUGUUUUUAGCGCAAUUUGUAAUCAUUGUGGAGGUUAUGGUGGUCUAGGAUAUAAAAAUGAAGAAUUACUUGAUCCAAAUACGAUUAAAAAACCAGUACCAAUUUAUAUACUAACCGGCACUCGAGAUAGCUACUUAGCAAGUUGUGAAAAAGCAAAAAACCUAUUUGAAAAUGCCGGAUGUCCUGUAAAAAUAGACAUUAUGAAUAACAGAAGUCAUCGUUAUUAUGUAGAUAAAGAAACAGAUAUUUGGAAUUUUUUAAGUUCACAUCAAAAUAUCAAUGAUUAA